Messenger RNA from Paramuricea clavata, 1118 nucleotides. The record is from the annotation of a GenBank genome assembly. Lineage: Eukaryota; Metazoa; Cnidaria; Anthozoa; Malacalcyonacea; Plexauridae.
GACAGUGGAAUCAGAAGUAAAGGGAAACCUCCAUUCGUGACGUCAUAUCCUCGCGAUCCCAGGAACUUGGAAUUACAAAGGAAAAGUAUUAGUGCUCAUACUGGUUUCAGUUGCUUAGGUGAGUAUAGCCAACUAUAUAUACACAUGUGUUUAUACCUCAAGCGUAGAGAUAUGUGUUUAUACCUCAAGCGCAUACAUGGCAUUGUACAUUGUACCCACAUGUGUUUAUACCUCAAGCGCAUACAUGGCAUUGUACCUUGUGGAUAGAAUUCUACCAUAUUAAUUUAGCAUGAGUGUGUCUCAAAAAGAUCGAGAAAAUGUCCACCUUAAUUCGUACGUACUCGGUGAGAAGGUUAAGCCCAAUAGCUCUUUGCUCGAAACGUCGAAUUGUUUUUAAUCCUUUCAGGUACUGUAGUUCAGAUACAAACCAUGGCAGCUGACUAGACAUAAUUUCCGUCAGACGUUUUCACUCCUUAUUUAUAGGCAACGCAGAUUAUCUGAUGCGGGAUGUUCGGCCUGAACAGUUAAAUACCACAAAUCCCCUAUUAACUCCCCUUGCAAAAUAUGCCACUCCCUACUACCCCUCGCCCCCCCCCCCUCACCUUCCAAACGAAAAACAUUAAGUAACGCCCUCACAAUAAAGAAUCACAUGUGUACAUAUUAGUUAGAUUUAUUAAUUGGAAUUUCACGUUGAUGCAUGACAGUAAAAUUAACCACCCUCUCUAUUAACCCCUCCCUAUUAACCCCUCCCCCUUUCCAAUAAUCUCCAUCCAAAAAAAAAGUAGGAAGUAACAGGCCUUGAGCUUCGGGAAGGGAGAUAAAGGCGUAAUAGAACUUUACAGUUGUUUCAACUAGAAAUGUACGUAGCUUGGUACAGGUGAUGCACCAGGAUCAAUAUUAAUAUGUGCUACAUUCUUCAGACAAUGUUGUUGUGCUUCCAUAUUACUCUGUUUGCAUUAAAAUUUGGCAUAUAUAUGCAUUAGCAAUUCAAGUCACACAGACUGUUCUCAUUUUCAGAUCGUAAUGGAACGAAAGUAAAGGAAGAGAGGCCAAAAUAUUUUCUAACCUCUACAAAACAGCAACCGAAAUGGGAUCACAAUUUGAUCUUAACAAAACAG